Morus notabilis is the source of this 1260-nucleotide messenger RNA. Its product is annotated as small nuclear ribonucleoprotein-associated proteins B and B'. Lineage: Eukaryota; Viridiplantae; Streptophyta; Magnoliopsida; Rosales; Moraceae. Gene Ontology annotation, cellular component: U1 snRNP; U2-type prespliceosome; U5 snRNP. Gene Ontology annotation, molecular function: RNA binding. The transcript has 2 exons. The record is from RefSeq and is a predicted model, not a curated record. Gene Ontology annotation, biological process: mRNA splicing, via spliceosome. Bases 129 to 1004 code for a protein of 291 amino acids.
GUGCAAUUUAACCAAAAAAAAAAAACCAAACCCUAACAAGGGCUUUAGCCUCUUUCGACCAGUCCCAUUUCUACGUUCCCUCUCCUUCUUCUUCUUCGUCUCUGUUCUCUCCUCUGACAGCGGCAAAAAUGUCGAUGUCGAAGAGCUCGAAGAUGCUCCAGUACAUCAACUACCGGAUGCGUGUGACCAUCCAGGAUGGCCGCCAGCUUGUUGGCAAGUUCAUGGCCUUCGACCGCCACAUGAACCUCGUCCUCGGCGACUGCGAGGAGUUCCGAAAACUCCCUCCCGCCAAAGGAUCAACCAAAUCCUCAAACGAAGACCGCGAGGACCGCCGCACUCUCGGCCUCGUCCUCCUCCGAGGCGAGGAGGUCGUCUCCAUGACCGUCGAGGGCCCACCUCCUCAAGAGGAGUCCCGCGCCAAGGCCGCCUCCGCUGCCGCCCUGUCUGGCCCUGGUAUCGGCCGUGCCGCGGGCCGUGGCAUUCCCACUGCUCCAUUAGCCCAGGCCCAGCCCGGCCUCGCCGGCCCGGUUCGAGGCGUUGGUGGGCCCGCACCCGGCAUGAUGCAGCCCCAGAUCUCCCGCCCGCCAGUGCCGCAGCUCUCCGCUCCCCCGAUUUCCUACCCGCCUGCUCCGGUUAUCCGACCGCCUGGCCAGAUGCCCGGAUUCCCUGGUGGGGGGCCCCCGCCGAUGGCGCGUGGGCCACCUCCUCCAGUGCAGCAGCCGCCGCCGCAGUUUGCUGCUCCUGGUGCUAGGCCCGGGGGAGGGCCUCCUCAGCCUUUCCCGAUUCCGCCGCAGCAGUUUGGACAGAGGCCGAUGGGGCCACCUCCGCCUGGGCAGAUGAUGAGAGGACCGCCCGCUCCGCCUCGUCCGGGAAUGCCUGCGCCGCCCCCGCCUCGGCCCGGGAUGCCUCCUCCACCUGGUAGUGGUAUUCCGCUGUUUGGACCACCGCGUCCCGGAAUGCCGCCGCCUCCAAAUGCACAGAACCAGCAAAAUCAGCAGCAAUAGUUAUUGGGCGAGGCUUUUGACGAGUGGCAUUUUGAGGGCUUUUUUUUACAUGUUCUGUAUUGUCUUCUGCUGUCUCGGAUUCGGUUAACAUUUGUAAUGGUUUGGAGUAGUGAUAAUCUGUGUUCCUGAACUGAGGAUUUUUGGAGUAGUGUUAUGUUAGUAAAUGAUGUUAUUUGUGUACUGUGAAUCCCGUUGUUAGUAAUACAUGAAGGAUUAGAUAUUUCACCAAUGCAAAUUCUAGUAUUUCUACUAUUUA